This is a messenger RNA of Moneuplotes crassus, 1165 nucleotides long. Lineage: Eukaryota; Ciliophora; Spirotrichea; Euplotida; Euplotidae. The record is from the annotation of a GenBank genome assembly.
AACUUGUUAAAUAUGUUUUUCUUCGAAGACCUCAAAGAAUCCGAAGACAACUCUCUCAAUAUCUCCGAUCCCAAUAUCGGCAACAUCCAAGACAUCCUCAAUUCCCAAAAGACACCUACCUCAAAAUCAGGGGAGAAAGACUAUCCAGAGCAUGCAAGCGAUAAUGACCCGAAGAGAGCUAUAGAGAGUGGUAAUAAACUAGAAGAAAGAAGAAAAAGAGACAGGAUUAGGAAACAGAUUUCAAGAGGACGGCAUAAAGCUUAUGUGGAACAACUUGAAAAUAAAAUAAAAGAACUUGAGAAAGAGAACUUUAGACUCCAGAAUUUGCUGGUUAAUUACAGGUCACAAGAUAUUGAUAAGGUCGAUAAUGAGGCGAAAUCAUAUAUACAAGAUUGCAAGGAGGAGAGGAGAGAGAUAAUUAAGCCAUUUAUUAACACUGAAACUGCCGAUCUUUCCAAAGAGACGAACGAAGAUCUGAGUAUACUCUUUAAUCGAAGACUCAACAAGAUGAUGAACAAGCACAAGAAGUUCCUCGAUAGAUCUUUUGAGAUGAUUAUAAAUAACCCGUAUCCAAUAACAAGAUAUAAAUAUUGGGGUGACUUCAAGCCAGAAUACAACACAGAUUUUGAAGUUAUAAAGAAGUUCCAUAAAUGAACAAAAUAUCAGAUAGAAGAUUUUAAAGAAAAGCACAAUUUUUCCUUAAUGGAUGAAUUCGUUGCCUCAUUUAUGCCAAACAAGAGGCAAUUUGACUUUAUCAAAAAUGUAGCGUUGAAAAGAGAAUAUCUUAUAAAGAAAGAUUAUGAAAAUGGAAUCAAACAUCUUCUCCAAGCUAAGGAAAUAUUCGAGAAAACGAACAUCCAAUUGCUCACCUUUGUCAGGUUUUUCCUUUCGUCAGGAUUUAUCUCCCACAAGCAGAUCCUUGGUUCAAGACUAAAAGAAGAUCUCUUAAGGUCUGAAGAGCCAUUUAACACCAUAUGGAAUGUACAAGUUGAACCAAAGAAAUAUUCCGUCAAUAUGAAGGAGGAUCCAAUCAUUGGAAAAUUAGCACAGAGAUGCGUAGAUAAGGAAAUCCACGAGUGUUCAUACGAAUAUAAUCAUUACUCCCUUCCUUCUUCAGUAUAAAUUAGUAAAAAUGAUGAAUAAGAGCUUUAGUCUCAUCCAUCUC